UGUACACAAUAAUAUAGAUUUAGUUUAUGUUCUAAUAAUGCUAACGCAAUGUCAAUCAUUCAUUCAAGUGCUAUGCUAACAUAACUUAUUUUUUACUGCACCUAUAUAUACCUUGUACUUACAUAUAAAUUAUAGAAAUGUAAGUAAUUUUUGUUUUUUAUUGAAUAUAUAAAAUUUAAAAUUAGAUGUAGGUACAAAAAUACAUAUUAAUUCUAAACAGUAAUAGGUACAUGAAGUAAAUUUGACUGUAACUUAGUUAUAAUUGUACAAUGUAGAUAUAAUGAAUAAUUAAAUAUUUAAAUUUAUUGAGAAAAAUAGGUUACAAUAAUAGGUAACAGUUAUAACAUGAAUAAAGUUGAUAUUUUAAAGGCUUUUAUAUUUUUUAAUUAUGUGAACGAGACUUUUUUUUUCUAUGUUGAUUAAUAAGUGUAGUUUGUUGUACUAACAUAAACGAAAAUGUCUACAGGUCUUGACGCAAUUCAGUGGUGAAAUCAAUAAAUACGAACCUGGCGGGUGGGACAGUUUGCCGAAUACGUUUUGAGCAUGCUCAGACCGUGAACUUGCGUUGCCAUUCUGUUUUAGCCAGCUGGACGUUAGUAUAAGUUAUCUGUAGCUAGACUACUUUAAUACUCCUCAUUUAAAUUUUACUUUAAGUAUAAUGUCUUACUAACUCUUCACAAUGAUUCAACAAAUCGAAAUUUUCAGGUACCUAAAUAUUUUUUAUUGUCUUAAAUGUGUAUCAAGUUUUUACAAUAUUUUCAAUACAUAUAUAUAUGUAUAUAUAUAUAUACUUACCUAAUUUCUAAAAAAGAAUUUAACAUUUUUUUUUCAGGUUACCUUUGUUGAUAUGUACUACAUUGUGGUUAGUUUCAUCUGCAAUUAACGUAAAUUCGUUUGAACAAAAUAAGCAAUUUAAAUUUAAGUAUCAUGACAAUGACGAAAUGUUUAAUACAAUGUUGGAAGUACAUGAAAAAUGCCCAAGCAUCACUAGUAUUUACAGACUAUCAGAGAAUUCCGUAGAGGGCCGUCCACUUAUAGUGAUUGUAUUUUCUGUUCAUCCAAAUGAACAUAAAACAUGUUAGUAUUUUAUUUUUAAACUAUUUAUCUAUGCUCCCAUAAAUUAUCAAACAUUUAUAUGGACAAAAAUUAAUACUUUAUUGCAAAAUGUUAAAAAUUCAGUUAAAACAAUACAGUAAAAUUUUUAGUGGAUCCAGAAUUCAAAUACAUAGCUAACAUGCACGGAAAUGAAAUAUUAGGGAGGGAGUUAUUGUUGAAAUUAGCAGAUUACCUUUGUGAAGAGUAUAAAACAGGAAACGAGGAAAUUGUAAAACUAAUAACUACAACCAGAAUUCACCUAUUGCCGUCAAUGAAUCCUGAUGGAUGGCAGUUAUCCACAAAUGACGUAUAAUUAAAUUAAUAUUUAACCUAGUUAACUAUUGUAUAUUAUUUGCUGAUUUAUAAAAUGAAUAUAAUAAUAAUUGAUAUAUAAUAUACAUGUAUAUAUAUAAAUAUAUAUGCAUUUAGGGUGGAAACAAUUAUUUAAUAGGAAGAGAAAAUGCCGCAGGAGUGGAUUUGAAUAGAAACUUUCCAAAUUUAGACCGAAUUGUUUUUGAUAAUGAGGUCUACUACAAAGAUGUUAACAAUCAUUUGAUGCAAAUGGUGGAUCAUUUAUCGCAACCGGUAAACAACUUGUUCUCUUUUAUUUAUUUUUCAUAUAAAUUCAUUAUCAUUAUAACAAUAGCCUUAAAGUAAUAUAUUGUAUUGUAAUAUGAUAAUACUUAGGUAGGUAUGAGGGUAAUAAAUUAGUUUUACGUAUAAUUUAUUAUAACCAUUGGCGCAUAUUCAGUCUAAAACUUGGGAGUGCUGAAAUUAUUUACGAUAGGGUAUCACUGGGGGGGUUGCCUCCCAAUACCCCCAAUCUAUUCGACAUUUCAAAUUAAAAUUAUAUAUUACUUGCACAUUAAAUAAACAAAAUUGAAAUAAUGAGAUCCAAUUGUCAAUUAUGAAUCUUUCAUUGCUUAAUAAAUAACCAACAAUGGAUAGGUUACCUAUCAUAGGUACCUCUUUAAAAAUAUGAAAAUAAUUAAUAUAAGUUUACAUAAUGAAAUAAUAUAAAUACUAUACAAUAUGAAUUAUUAAUGGCAACCCCAUAUGUGCGCUAAUGAUUAUAGCCAACUUGAAUUUUAGACUCUAAAUUCAUCUAAAUAAGUAUUAGUUUUAACUUUCUGAUUUUUCCAUUCCGUACAUUGAAAGAUGCAGAUUUUUUACCCGAUGGUACUUUAUGGGAACAAAAUUAAAUUCUAUUUCUAACAGUUUUUCUAUGAAAUUUCAAAGACUGACAACAAAUGUUUCAUUUUUGAUCGGUAUUUAAAAUAGAAACCUUUAUAAAUUAAAUUAGGUAGGUAGGUACCCUAAUUCUAAAUAUUUCAAACUUCCACAUACUACAGUGAUCUACCCAUGGUACGAAGUACGUCCUACUUUUUAAUUUUAUGCAAUAAUAACAUUUAAUAAAAUAUAGAUAUACCUCCUACAAUAAUAUUAUCUACUUAUAUAAUAGCUUCGUUUAUUAAACGUAUAUAUUAUAGAAAUAUAAAUUAUAAGUUUUAUUGAUCAAUUAAAUUAUUUUUGCUUUUUAAAUACCUACCAAGAUAGAUAUUAUGGAGAGCCGAAGAGGUAGGCAUGGUAUGAAUAAUUAUCAUGUAGGUAAGUAUCUAUAUAAUAUAAUAGUUAUGAUAACAAAUUGUUCAUAUGAGUAAACGAUCUAUGGUUCUAUUUUGAUAAUUUAGGUCAAGUUAAAUAAUAUAAUUUAUUAAUAAUUAUUAUUAAAAAACAAAUACUUUAUAUAAUACAUUAUACAAUGUACCUGCCUAUUUGUAUACCUGCACCCGCAUAUUAUAUAUUGUUAGAUACAACCAGAAACCAAGGCUGUAAUGAAAAUGAUUAUGUCCAUACCAUUUGUAGCUUCUGCUAAUCUUCAUGGAGGUGAUUUAGUAGCUAACUAUCCAUAUGAUGAAAGUAGAGAUGGUACUGUACAAGGAGAAUACUCAAAAAGUCCUGAUGAUGAUACUUUUAAGUAUGAUUUAUAAUAAAUACUUAAUAAUUAAAUAUCAAACUAUAAUAAAUAAUUAUUAUAUUUAAAUAGAUGGUUAGCAUUAUCAUAUGCAAAUUAUCAUGCUGAUAUGGCUAAUCCUAAUAGAAUACCGUGUAGAGGAGGUGACACCAAUUUCGCAAAAGAAGGUGGCAUCACAAAUGGUGCUAAAUGGUACAGUGUUCAAGGAGGUAAUAAUAUCACAAUCAAUUUAUAAUAAUUAGAAAUUAGAUAGUCUCUAGAUAUUCAAAUGGAAAUGUAGGAAUGACUAAAAAUAAAAAUAUCAUAAAUUAUAUAAUUAAUUAGUAAAAUAAAUUGCGAGUAUUAUAAAAUAUACCUUUAGUCUUAAUAGAAAUGUAAGUAAAUAGUUUAUUUUCAACAUUUCUGAAAAAUUUCUGAAAGUUGAGAUGUUUAAAAUUAAAUAUUUCCCAUCAGGUAUAUUACUACUUGCUAAUCUCGUCAGACUAGUGUGAAGUAUAAUAGUGCCUCAGGGUAAACCACCUAAGGUCAUAUUUCCCAAUUAAUCUCUUCCUAAUUUUCUAAAAAUAUUCUGAAAUUUUGAAGGUUUUCCAGAUCAAGAUUUACAUAGGUACCUACCAACAUUACGAGUAUUUCUUGAUUUUUUUUUAUUUUAAACCAUUGUUUAACUAUUAUUAUUGAUACUUGACAUUUUUUUUUUAUAAAUAUAAAACAAAAAUGUAUGAACUUUAAAAAUCUAACAGAAAUUUUGCUUCAAUUUUGAAGUAUAGCACUUUUUUAAAAAAGAAAUAAAGAAAUUUGACUGGGAUACUUCUUUAGGGAGGUCAUUUUUUGAUUAGGUUUGAUUAGGUAUGAUUAAGGUAAAAUGUAUUAUUUUAAAAUCGUAAAUAUUACGAUCUUUCAUACCGAUAAACCGAACUCUGCUCAGAAUAGUUUUUUAUUGGCAUUAAUCGUUGUGUAUACAUUAAAUUUCCCCUCUAACUUCCCAACUUCUCACCUACUACAAUGCCCCCCCCAUCGUGCGAAGUGUGUACGUUUAUUUUUAUUCAUUGAAAUAGGUAUAGGUACCUAUAAUAAUUGUAAGUUAAAUUUAUUUUUUUUAAAUAUUUCACUGAAAUAUGUCUGAUCUUUGGUACAAAAUAGUGGUGGCUCUGAUGAGUAUUUGAAACAUAGGAUUAAGUAUAGUUGAAUAAACCGUAGAGAAGCGUUAGGUACUCAGGUGUUUAAUGUGACAAGAUAAUUCCAGUGUAGAGGUAAAUAGGUACUUAGUACUACAAGAGUGUGGUGAGGCCGAUUAUGUUGUAUGAUUUGAAGUGUUGGACAAGAAAUAGAAAAAUAUAACAAAGAAUGAGUGUAUUGGAGAUGAGAAUGCUUAGGUGAAUGAGUGGAGUGGAGAGAAAAUAUACAUAGCUUGGAACGUGUAUAUAAGAAGUAGCUUUGGUUUGGCCCCGAUGUAUAUAGUAAAUAAAUGAAAAUAGAGGCCUGAUAUCGAUAUAGGUUGUAAUGAGGAGUGAGGAAUCGGAAACAGUUAGCAAAUAAACACAAGAGGAAAGAGACUAUAAGGGAGACCGGAAAUUAGGUGGGUGAAUAUAAUUGAGAAUAUGAGAAUGGUCAGAGUAUGCGAGAAUAUUGUGAUAAAUUUAGUAAAGUGGAAAUUUAGGACGAGGGUAGCCGUUAUAGUUCAAUGAAGUUGAAUAUAUCAAUAGUUUGGAUAAAAACAAAGGAGAAGAUUUUAUUUAAAUACAAUGGAUUCCUCCUAAUGUGGACACGCUGGGACUAGUUAAAUUUGACAACAUUAAGCGGUUAUUCAUUUUAACCGAAAUGAGUGUCGUUAUACUUUAUAAUUGGGACCAAACCAUUAUGCUUUUAUUAGGCAGUUGCUCACAUUAACCGGUGUCCAGAUUAGCGGAAUCCACUCUAUUGCCUUCAUCGAGCUGAAUAAAUAAAUAAAUAGGUAUGUAGGUAUGUCAUUUUACGUAUGUAACAUUCGUACUACAGAGUUCAUAACCAACUAUUUAUUUAUAAUCAUACCUAGAAUUAUUAUACUAAUUUAAUUUGUACCUUUUACCUACAUCACAAACAUAAUAUUUAAAAAUUGUAUUUUAGGUAUGCAAGACUUUAACUACUUGUCUUCCAAUGAUUUUGAAAUCACUUUAGAGCUAGGUUGUGAUAAAUAUACAAAAGAAGGUGAAUUAAAAAAUGAAUGGGAAAGAAAUAAAAAUGCACUCAUUAACUUGAUUUGGCAGGUAGGUAUAUAUGUUAUUAAAAUAUAAUAUAAUAUACAAAAUAUAUAUUAUCAUUAUCACAUUUUUAUUUAAACUAUAUACUAAAUUUACUGUCUAUUAAAUUUAAAAAUAAAAAAUAUAUAAUACAUGAUCACCAAUCAGGAUAUACCUUAUGGUAUACAUAUUAGAUAUACCAGAUACUUGUAUGAUUAUAGUAUAUAAACAUGUGUACAAUUUGUAUAGUUGUGUUCAAAUAAUUAUUUUGAAUAUUGGAAAAUGCAUACUUUUAAUUCAAUUUUUUUUUUAGUCACACUUGGGAAUUAAAGGUAUUAUUCUAGAUGCACUUACAUUAAAACCAAUAUCAAAUGCAUUUGUUAAAGUGGUAAAUGUAACAAAUGGUAUAAUGACACCAAUCUUACACGAUAUUACAUCCGGUAUUACAUACAAUUAUAUUGCAAUUAAUAAUAUUUAUAUGUUGUAAAAUUAGUUUAAUUAAAUAUUUUUCAAAAAUUUCAGUUCAAGAUGGUGACUAUUACAGACUGCUUACAAAUGGUGAUUACCACAUUACAGCUUCUAUGGAUGGAUAUUUACCUUCAACUAAAUUAGUAACUGUCGUUAACAAUCCUCGUAAUGGAGCAAAAAUAGUGAACUUUACUUUGCAACAGGUUAGUUUCCAUAUUCAUAUCUAAUGAUAAUUGUUUAAAUAAAUUAAAUUAUAUUUUAAUAUUAAAUAAAAACAAUUUCAGAUAAUUUUACCUAGUAUUAGAAAUAGAAGACGAUUAAAAGCUUUGCAUCAUUCAACAGACUCAAUAUAAUAUACUUCCGAGGUUUUAAUUUAAACAAUCUAUCUAUCAACACUAGUGCACUUAGUUUGAUAAUUAUACAUAACUUAUAUCACUCUAAAUCUUUAUGUAAUACAAGCACAAUUAUAUCUGUAUUUGUUUAUUAUAUCGAAUAAUAGUAUAAUUAUGAAGAAAUAUUAAUAAAAAUACCACAGCAAUUUAGACAUCAACCAUUUUCUUCAUCUAGUGUUAUUUAAAUGUUUUUUUUAGCGAAAUAACUAUUAUACAAAUAUAAUAAACAGAUAAGUGAUUAAUAGGUAAAAACAACAUAUUGGUUCUUUCUUAGUCUUUAAUUUCUACACCUACGUAGAUAGUACUGUGUAAGUCCUAUUGGAGAAGAUUGGAAUAAAUACUUUAUACAUAAUUCAUAACAGAAUUAAUGAUGAAUCUAUUUUGAACCAUAUUAUUUUCCUAAAAAGAAAAACAAGUGAAAA
This is a messenger RNA of Cinara cedri, 6568 nucleotides long. NCBI's taxonomy places the organism in Eukaryota, Metazoa, Arthropoda, Insecta, Hemiptera, Aphididae. The record is from the annotation of a GenBank genome assembly.